AUGGUACAGGCCCCUGAACUUGCACCACAACCCGUAGCGGAAGCUGCCCCUCAGUUGGAACCCAUCACGAUGAAGUCGUUGCUGGAAGCCGGCGUCCACUUCGGUCAUCAGACCCGACGCUGGAAUCCCCGGAUGCGCCGCUACAUAUUUACCCAGCGCAAUGGCAUCCACAUCAUCGACCUCCAGCAAACGAUGGGGUUGAUCACCGACGCCUACCGGGCCAUGGUCGACAUCGGCGCUUCCGGGGGCAAGGUGCUGUUCGUGGGCACCAAGAAGCAGGCCCAGGAUGUCAUCGCAUCUGAAGCCGACCGUGUCGGACACUGGUACGUAAACCAGCGCUGGCUGGGUGGCACGCUCACCAACUUCCAGACCAUCAAGGCCCGCAUCGACUACAUGAAGAACCUUCAGGAGCAGCGCGACACCGGCUACCUGGCCCGUCUGCCCAAGAAGGAAACCGUCCGCCUGAAUCACACGCUGGAAAAGCUGGAGAAAUACUUCACCGGCCUGCGUGAAAUGGACCGUCUGCCCGCCGCCCUGUUCGUUAUUGACAUCGGCAAGGAAGACAUCUGCAUCGCCGAAGCCCGCCGCCUCAACAUCCCCAUCUUCGCCAUCGUCGACACCGACUGCGAUCCCGGACAGUGA
Molecule: messenger RNA, 642 nt
Organism: Geodia barretti
Lineage: Eukaryota; Metazoa; Porifera; Demospongiae; Tetractinellida; Geodiidae
Source: the annotation of a GenBank genome assembly